Molecule: messenger RNA, 433 nt
Organism: Gracilinanus agilis (Agile Gracile Mouse Opossum)
Lineage: Eukaryota; Metazoa; Chordata; Mammalia; Didelphimorphia; Didelphidae
Product: probable guanine nucleotide exchange factor MCF2L2
Exons: 5
Coding region: 2-433 (143 amino acids)
Cellular component (GO): cytoplasm
Molecular function (GO): guanyl-nucleotide exchange factor activity
Source: RefSeq, a predicted model, not a curated record
CAUGCAGCAGGAGAUCCGGCCCCUCGCGGCAGUGGAUAUCAUAGAACAACUCCACAGACAGUUCGCCAUCUUGUCAGGAGGCCGCGGGAAAGAUGGUGCCCCAAUUAUAACCUUCCCUGAGUUUGCAGGUUUCAGUGAAAUCCCUGAUGAAGAUUUCCUGAAUGUUGUGACCUACUUGACCAGCAUCCCCAGUCUCGAGGCUGCCAGCAUCGGGUUCAUCAUUGUUAUCGACAGAAGGAGAGACAAAUGGAGCUCCGUAAAGGCAUCUUUGACCCGAAUAGCAGGAGCAUUUCCAGGAAACCUGCAGCUCGUCUUUGUCCUUCGGCCAUCCCGCUUUAUCCAAAGGACCAUCGCUGACAUUGGCAUUAAACUCUAUAGAGAUGACUUUAAAAUGAAGGUACCGGCUGAGGAAGGCAGUGUGUAUGGGAUGUGA